AUGGCGGAACCUCGCCCACCGAAGCGCCCCAAAGUCAGCAGGGGGGAUGAUGAUUAUAUGCCUGGAAACAUUUUGGAGAUUGAGCUUUAUAAUUUCAUGACAUUUGAUUACUUAAAAUGUAAACCCGGGCCUCGAUUGAAUCUUGUAAUUGGGCCCAAUGGUUCUGGAAAGAGUUCUCUUGUAUGUGCUAUUGCUCUUGGCCUCUGUGGAGAGCCCCAGUUGCUUGGGCGAGCCACGAGUAUUGGGGCAUAUGUAAAGCGGGGAGAAGAGUCUGGUCACAUUAAGAUUACUUUGAGAGGGGACAAUAAAGAGGAGCACAUUACUGUUAUGCGUAAAAUAAAUACUAGCAACAAGUCUGAAUGGCUUUUCAAUGGAAAUGUUGUGCCCAAAAAGGACGUGGCCGAAACCAUUCAGAGGUUUAACAUCCAAGUAAAUAAUUUGACUCAAUUCUUACCGCAAGACAGGGUCUGUGAGUUUGCAAAGUUAACUCCCGUGCAACUUCUGGAAGAGACCGAAAAGGCUGUUGGUGACCCACAACUUCCUGAGCAACAUCGUGCACUAAUUGAUAAAAGUCGUGCAUUGAAGCAUGUCGAGCUGUCUCUUGAGAAAAACGAAGGAACUUUAAAUCAGUUGAAGGAACGUAAUGCUGAAUUAGAGAAGGAUGUUGAACGUGUUCGUCAAAGAGACGAACUUCUUGCCAAGGCCAAAUCAAUGAAAAAGAAAUUGCCAUGGCUGAAGUAUGAUAUGAAGCAGGCAGAGUAUCGUGAAGCUAAGGAGCGAGAAAAGACCGCUGCAAAAGAGUUUGAAAAGGCUGCAAAAUUAUUAAAUGAAGUUAAAGAGCCUAUUAAAAAACAAAAAGAUGAGAAAGCUGCAUUAGAUGCAAAGUGGAAAAAGGUUAGCAACCGAAUAAAUGAGAAUGCCAAGAAAAGAAUGGAACUUAUGGAGAAAGAGAACCAAUUGGAAGUGGAACAACAAGGGAAGUACAAAGAGAUGGACGAGUUGAGGAGGCAGGAAGAAACUCAGCAACAGAAAUUUAGAAAAGCUAAGGAGGAACUUGUUGCUGCUGAACUUGAACUUGAGAGUCUAAAACCUUAUGCACUUCCCAGAGAUGAGCUUCAUAGAUUAAGAGAAGAAAUUUUGGAGUUGGAUGAAUCUGCUAAUCAAGUGAGACAGAAUAAGUCACAAGCAGAAAAAGAAAUACAUAAUAAAAAGCUCUCUUUGAUGAAGUGUAAAGAGAGGUUGAAAGAAAUGAAUAAUAAAAGCACCAAGUGUUUGCAUGCAUUGCAAAGAUCAGGGGUUGAGAAAAUAUUUGAAGCUUAUAAGUGGGUCCAAGAGCAUCGCCAUGAAUUCAACAAGGAGGUUUUUGGUCCAGUUUUAGUUGAGGUGAAUGUCUCAGAUCAGUCUCAUGCUGCAUAUCUAGAGGGUCAAGUUGCUUACUACACUUGGAAGUCUUUCAUAACACAGGAUCCUCGUGAUCGGGAUUUUUUGGUUAACAACCUACGGUUCUUUGAUGUACCCGUUAUAAAUUAUACUGGUCGUGAUAGCCAACAAAGAGAGCCUUCCGAAAUUUCGGCUGAUAUGCGCGCACUUGGUAUCCACUCCCGUUUGGAUCAAAUUUUUGAUGCUCCUGCUGCUGUCAAGGAGGUGUUGAUUAGCCAAUUUAGACUUGAUCAUUCAUUUAUUGGAUCGAAAGAAACUGAUCAGAAAGCUGAUGAGGUCCCAAAAUUGGGAAUUACUAGUUUAUGGACACCCGAAAAUCACUAUCAUUGGACUAACUCUAGAUAUGGAAAUCAUGUCUCAGCAGUUGUCGAACAAGUGCAACGCCCACAACUUCUACUAAAUAAUUCAAAUGCGAGGGACAUUGAGAAUCUGAACUCUCAGGAAAGGGAGUUUCAAGAACAAAUUGCUUCCUUGGAGGAAAGCAUCAAAAAGUUUCAAGAUGAGGAAAAAAGCUUCAGGAAUCAGGCUGCUAAUCUUCGUAAACAGAGGGAGGACAUUAGUAAUACAGCACAGAAUGAGCAAAAGAAACGACAAGCAAUAAUUAGGCAUAUUGAACAAAAGAAACGAAUACUGAAAUCAAUGGAGGAGCAGGAUGAUUUAGAUACCGAGUUAGCGAAGCUUGUUGAUCAAGCAACAAAAUGUAACAUUCAGCGAUUCCAUAAUGCAAUUAAAAUAAAGGAACUUCUUGUUGAAGCUGUGGAUUGCAAAAGAAGUUUAGUUGAACAGCGAAUGGCUUUCAUUGAAUUCGAAGCAAAGAUUGGAGAAAUGGAGGCCAAUUUGAAGCAGCAUGAAAAUUUUGCUCUGCAGGCAUCAUUGCACUUUAAUAACUCUAAGAAAGAGGCUGAUGAAUGUAGACAGAAGCUUACAGAUUUAUUGAACUAUGCUAAAUCAAUUGCCCGACUUACACCUAACCUUGAGAAGGAAUUUCUUGAGAUGCCUACUACAAUUGAGGAGUUGGAAGCAGCUAUCCAAGCUACAAUUUCUCAAGCUAAUUCAAUCCUAUUUGUCAAUCCUAACAUAUUGGAACAAUAUGAGGAUCGUCAAAGACAGAUAGAAGAUCUUACAAAAAAACUUGAUGCAGACAAGAAGGAAUCUAGAAAGUGUCUAGCUGAGUUGGAAAACAUUAAGGGAAAAUGGCUUCCAACACUCAGAAACCUUGUGGCUCAGAUAAAUGAAACUUUUAGUCGAAAUUUUCAACAGAUGGCUGUUGCCGGAGAGGUUUCACUAGACGAGCAUGAUAUGGACUUUGAUCAAUUUGGAAUACAUAUAAAAGUCAAAUUCAGGGAAAAUGGACAGCUGGAAGUUCUCAGUGCUCAUCAUCAAUCUGGAGGGGAACGAUCAGUUUCAACCAUUGUUUAUCUUGUUUCCCUUCAAGAUCUUACGAACUGCCCAUUUAGAGUUGUUGAUGAGAUCAACCAAGGGAUGGACCCAAUAAAUGAAAGGAAGAUGUUUCAGCAAUUAGUGAGAGCAGCAAGCAAACCAAAUACACCACAGUGUUUCUUGCUUACCCCAAAGUUGUUACCAGAUCUGCAAUAUAGUGAGGCAUGCAGUAUAUUAAACGUAAUGAAUGGCCCUUGGAUUGAGCAAACAUCUAAAGUCUGGACUACUGGUGAUCGGUGGAGUAUUAUCACUGGACAGGUUGGAGAGACCACGUGUUAA
Lathyrus sativus (Indian pea) is the source of this 3159-nucleotide messenger RNA. NCBI's taxonomy places the organism in Eukaryota, Viridiplantae, Streptophyta, Magnoliopsida, Fabales, Fabaceae. The record is from the annotation of a GenBank genome assembly.